Messenger RNA from Amblyraja radiata (thorny skate), 2481 nucleotides. It is a transcript of the gene mcee, whose product is annotated as methylmalonyl CoA epimerase. Gene Ontology annotation, cellular component: mitochondrion. Lineage: Eukaryota; Metazoa; Chordata; Chondrichthyes; Rajiformes; Rajidae. The transcript has a single exon. Gene Ontology annotation, biological process: L-methylmalonyl-CoA metabolic process. Gene Ontology annotation, molecular function: methylmalonyl-CoA epimerase activity. The record is from RefSeq and is a predicted model, not a curated record. The coding region runs from base 35 to 508 and encodes 157 amino acids.
UUGAUUGAUUGUGGUCACGUGGGUUCCAUCAAAGAUGGCGGCCCCCAUGGUGAAGAUUGCCAUGGCAGCCCGGGCCUACAGUUCGGGGGUCCACAGCGCCCUCUGGAAGUUGGGGACCCUCAACCACGUCGCGAUCGCCGUGCCAGAGAUGGAGGUGGCCCGUUCCUUCUACCGGGAUGUGCUGGGCGGCCGGGUGAGCGAGGCGGUGCCGCUGCCCGAGCACGGCGUCAGCACGGCCUUCGUGGAGCUGGGCAACACCAAGCUGGAACUGCUGGAGCCGCUGGGCGACCGCAGCCCGAUCCUCGGCUUCCUGCGCAGGAACAGCCAGGGCGGCGUCCACCACAUCUGCAUCGAGGUGGACCACCUGGCCGACGCCGUGGAGCAGCUGCGGGUCCGCCGGGUGCGCACCCUCAGCCCCGAGCCCCAGAUCGGAGCCCACGGCAAACCCGUCAUCUUCCUCCAUCCCAAGGACUGCGGCGGCGUCCUGGUGGAGUUGGAGGAGGCGUGAGUCUCGGCCAUAACCUCAUCAUCUCCCUCCCUGAAGGCAGCGGCACCUGAACACACAUACUGACCGACACCGGUGGCUCUAAGUCCCUCCACGGAUGCUGCCUGCUGAAGGUUUCCACCACUGCUUCAACUUCACACUCUUCUCACCUACAACCCCCAGCCCGGUCAAUCCAGAUAUGCAGGAAGGAACUGCAGAUGCUGGUUUACACCAAAAAUAGACACAAACAUACGGGAGAGAAGGAAUGAGGCUUCACCUCAGGCGUCUGAGCUUCAUCCAAGUCUGCUGGAGAACUGGCAACACAGAUAUGCUGGGACCAACUCAUCUGUCUGGGCAGCAUCUGUGAGAAGACUAGUUUCACUCGAAAUCAUUAACGCUCUCUUUCCACAGAUGCUACCUGCCUGACCUGUUGAGUACUUCCAGCCAUUUCUGCUUUAACUUCACAGUAACCCAUUAUCCAACUGCCCCCUCUCCCCAAUUUCAGAUCACCGGCAUCUGCAGUCUUUAUUUUUCUACUGGCAUGAAGCAGAUGAAAUAUUUUGUGUUCUGUGGUUAAUUUAAUUUGAAAGUUGAUGUGGUUCAAGUUGGACUCAAUCCUCACAGGACAGUUCCUCACCAAGAAUGGUCAUAUGACCAGAAGAUUUUGUCUCCAUUGAUCACAAGGAGAGAUGAGUAAAGAUUCCAAUAAUUUAUUGAAAGUAAACAAAAAUGUUGGAGAAACUCAGACCGAAGAAGGGCCUUGACCCAAAACAUCACCUUUGCUCCAUAGAUGCUGCCUCACCCACUGAGUUUCUCCAGCAUUUUUAUCUACCUUUGAUUUUUGCAGCUCUUUAAACUAUAAUUUAUUGAUAUAAUUUAGCCAUGGGUUUAGACAUAGAUUUAUAUGUCUACAACAUUUUUGGUCAUAACCACCUUCAAGAUCAAUAUGAAUAAAGGUUGGGAGUACUAUUUGUGGACAACUUGUUUCUCUUCUGUUAAAUAUACUGGACAAAUUCAAAUAUUAAAUUAACAUGAGCGUUGUUCAAAAUGUUGGCAGUUCUAAAUAGCCUUUAAACAAAAUUAAGUCAACUCCUUCAAGAAGUCAUUUGUUUCGGUUAGAAUACUGAGGGAACACUCCAAGAUGUGAGCAAAAUGGUGGCAUUGUGAAAUGUGGGGGAAAUACAACCGGAAAAACACUUGCCUCCUAGGAAAACAAAAAUGUGCAUGGAGCAUUAAUGUUUUUUUUAAAUCUGAUAUUACUUCUCCAUUCACAUUCUUUUUCAAAAUUCUCCUACCUCCAACUGACAUACUUAACCAAGACCAACAGGAAAAUUGCAUACAAUAGUUAUUUCUUAAGAUGGAUGCUUCCCUGACAAAUUGUUGAUGCUUAAGAACAAAACAUGAACAAAUAUUAAGGGGUUGCAGGCCCAGAUUACUGAUCAGUGCUUCUCAAUCUGAAAAUGGGCUCACCUAGUACUAAUUAAUAGUGGUCUUGAGCUUAUGCAGCAAGGUUCAAUUGUCAGAAAAUUACACCUUGCGAGGCAAUUUAGUUUAUUCUUUCACUGGUUUUUUUUAUAUAGCCCCACAAAGGCAUCCAUUUCAAGAAUCUUUUCAACUCCCUACUAGCUACUAUCAAAUCUUCCACCACUCUUUCAAAGUGAUUUUAAAACCUCUUUACUUCCUGUGAAGCAGAAGGCUGUGGAGGCCAAGUCAAUGAACAUUUUUAAGGCAGCGACAGAUAGAUUCUUGAUUAGUACAGGUGUCAAGGGCUAUGGGGAGAAGACAGGAGAAUGGGGUAGAAUGGAAAGAUAGACCAACCAUGGUUGAAUGAUGGAGUCGAUUUGAUGGGCCGAAUGAUCUAAUUCUGUUCCUAUCACUAAUGAACUCGGGAACUAUUUAAUUAUUUUGCCAGUUAUCUUAAAUUCCUCUUGUAAGUUCCCCCGUUUAUUAAUCUUUCAAUUAUAAACACCAGUAUUAAAUACCUCUUAUCAACAAUG